Molecule: messenger RNA, 1118 nt
Organism: Maniola jurtina (meadow brown)
Lineage: Eukaryota; Metazoa; Arthropoda; Insecta; Lepidoptera; Nymphalidae
Exons: 6
Coding region: 110-1039 (309 amino acids)
Source: RefSeq, a predicted model, not a curated record
GUCUGACAUUUACAAAUGUUGGUGUUUACGAUAGCAAAUAAUUACAGUUGUUUACAGUCGAUAUUUAAUAGUAAUAAGUAACUUAGAAAUAAAUAUGUGAAUCACAAUUAUGGCAUUUUUGCCAGAUUUGGACACCAGAACCGUUCUCAAUGUUGUAGAGGAGAACUUUGAGCGAAUUGGUUUGAAAGCAUACGCAAUUCGCAUGAUAUACACUGGCGAACAUGCUUUAAACAAAGAAGAAACGAUAAAACUCUUCCAAGAAACGGUAAACGGUGUAAAUUCUAGCUAUUGUGAUAUAAGUGUUCGUGGAUUGCUUUUGGUUUACGACAGCUACUUCGUACACGUUGUCGAGGGUUCAGAAGACACUGUACAUAGACAUUUAAGAUUCCUUUUUGAGGCUGAACGUAAACGGAUAGAAGAGAAAUUCAAAGACGAGGAGAAAUCUUGUGAAGCAUCUGAAGGCGUCGCUAAAUUGUUAGACGAGGAACACACGGAACAACCUGAGAAAAAGAUAUUUAAACGCGCCAAGCUGUUGAUGGUCUAUCAUUCAAUACAAACAUUCUUGUUGGAAGAUUGGCGAGCAUUCACCGCACGACCACCUUCUCUUAUUGGAAAGCUGGAUGUCCACGGACCGUUGUCAGAACACAUGGAACAGCUAAGGAUAUGCCUUGAUAAGAUUAAAAGGAUCUGUGCGUACGCAAAAGCAGACGAAAAUUUAUCGUUCGAAGGCUUGAGCGCCGUGGACCCCAAGAUGGAAGCAUUGCCCGAAGUGGCUCUAAUUGACUACCUCUUGCAGUCACAGUACAUUCUAGACCUUCGCCAUGUCGCUCAUUUGCAUCGACGUGUUGAUGACUACGCUUUCUAUUAUGAACAUGUAUGGCCACUUAAAACUCACUUCACGCCGAGACAACUUUAUAAGCUGAAAAUAGACGACUGCUUUGUGGAGCCCCUGCCUGUGAUGCCAUGGGAGUUGGUGAAAAAAGAGGUCGAGGACGAGGAAAAAGAGGACCGGCAAAGUGGCAGUGAUUCUACUGAUUGAAACGUUUACACAAUCAUGUUUAAUAGUAAAAUAUUGUAGUAGGUACUUAAGGUUGUAAUAUAUUAUAUUAUCUAGUCAU